This is a messenger RNA of Caenorhabditis bovis, 1539 nucleotides long. The record is from the annotation of a GenBank genome assembly. NCBI's taxonomy places the organism in Eukaryota, Metazoa, Nematoda, Chromadorea, Rhabditida, Rhabditidae.
AUGAUAAUCCGUUCUUUAGUUAUCACCGCGAAACGGUAUUUUCGACUAAUCGCAUUUCUAUUUAUCGUCUUAUUCUUCGCAAUCGUUUUCGGCUUACUAGCAGGUCUAACAAUAUUCGAUCGUCAGCAUAAUCAUAUAAUACAUGACUAUGUUGCGCGUAACGAUGACCUCAUUGUGCUUUCAACGACCUACUACGAAAACUCGAAGAGCUUUCCCGAAAACACCGCGGUGAUUCUAUUCAACGCCGUUCAAGUGUUCCAUCUCAAAUACGCGCAUCUUGAUGUCGUUGCCGAAACAUUACAAGGAAAUGUUGAUGUAAAAUUUAGAAUUGAGCCAGUUAUAAAACAACUCCCAUUUUAUUGUAAAUGGGUCCCAUACUUGGCGAUCGGUCAGGUUCCCGACGAUCACGUCCUCCUCAAUCUCUCAACGAAUAAGCAAGACGGAAUGGAAUUGGCGCUGCGGACUCCGUUUCACACGCCGAAAAAAGUGGUCGCAUGCUUUUCGCCGCUUUUCCUCAAUGAACGUUGGCAAUUGUUGUUGGCGACCGUUGAGAUUUAUUCGCACUAUGGAGCUCAUUUACAUUUCUACGUGCGAUCAAUGAUCACCGAUUUGUUCGCAAUGAUAAAGGAAAAUAAAAAUGUUCGAGUCACACCAUGGUCGAAUGUGCGAUUGGGCGCGAAUCGCGCUGCAUCGAAUCAAUUCGAUCCGAACACCGAGCUCGAGUUUCGGAAUCAGGCAUCAGCGAUGACCGAUUGCUUAUUGCUAUACAAGGAAUCGGCAACGUUUGUCAUUUUUCCCGAUCCCGAUGAUAUAAUCAUUCCAUCAAUAGCGAGAACCUAUGAGGAGGAGUUUGUCAAGAUCUUCGAUAUGUUCCCGACGGCCGGCGCGAUCGCUUACAACGUGACGCAGUCAAUAGUGGAAUCUACGACCUCAACAUCUCGCUACUCGCCGCUCGGUUUAAUGUCGUCGAUAAAGUUCGAGGGCGAGCAACGUUGGGGAAAACUCGUCGUGAGGCCCGAACGCGUCGACAGCGUCUGGAUUCAUCGAGCGUUCGGAAUACGCGAUGGAUUCGAGCAGGUCAGCCUUCCUGUCAACAUCAAUUCGGUCUUGCAUUAUCGCACGUGGAAUUUUGUGGAAAAGACGAAAAGAAAUAUUUCAAGCAUGUCUGACAUCCCGUAUUACGAUCCGGAACGCGUGAAUGCUACCCAACGUCGAGUUUUCACUUUAAGCGAUGGUCUGAAAAUCGAAAGGAAUUUCAAAAAGAAGAUCAAGAAGAUGUAUAAGGUCUACCAUCGCCUGCCAACAGUUUCACUAUACUAUCCACUCAUCGAAGAAUGCUAUAAUCGAAUAUUCUACAAGGCCAGUGACAUGGGCAGCGUGUGCAAGGGUCCCGAAUACUGCAACAUUCCCAUGUUUCCGGGCAUGCGCUGCACGAAUGUAGCCAGCGAGUUUGUGACAUACAACAAUUAUCAAAACGUCUUCAUUCAUCAAUUGAUCUCCAGCGAUUUCGAAGACAGUGAAAACGGCUGCACAUUGUAG